AUGCUGUUCUCGCUCUCCUCAAACGGCGUGCACGCAUUACCUCGCUGUCCGGCCGCUCUUCAAGCCGGGACGGUUACCAGGGGACGUGCAGACGAGAUUGUCCUCACAACGACAUCCUCGAUCCUCGCGCGCUCGCAGACCCCGCCUGCCAUCACCGAAUGCUUGUCCUAUCUGCUAUCGCACAUGAAUGAGACCAGAACAUCCAGCCUCUCUCCUCUCCCGUGA
Messenger RNA from Rhodotorula toruloides NP11, 225 nucleotides. RefSeq lists its product as uncharacterized. NCBI's taxonomy places the organism in Eukaryota, Fungi, Basidiomycota, Microbotryomycetes, Sporidiobolales, Sporidiobolaceae. The transcript is spliced from 3 exons. The record is from RefSeq and is a predicted model, not a curated record. Bases 1 to 225 code for a protein of 74 amino acids.